CGCUAGUUUCAUAUAUAUUCAGGAGUGCGAUUCUCUAAGGCAAAACAUCUUUACAACGAGAAAAUCGUCAGUGAAAUAUUCGAUGAAAUAAAAACGGUAUUCUAUAGUUACAACUACCCGAUCGCAGCGCUUCGCAGAUGUUGACGGCGCGACAUGGAACUAAUAUAUGUUUCCAAAUGUAUGAAAAACGGUAUUCAGCAAUUCAAAACAUCCUCGCCUUCGAUGAAAAUGACGCCUUCGUCUUCGAUUUUAACUGUCAAACCGAAAAGCUAGUAUUUUGUGGUUGUUUGCUUGUUUGUAGGCUUCUAGACGAUUAAAAUAUGGCUGUUCGUGGAUCCUGUAUAACAUUUUCAUUGGAAAAUGCUAAGCGUCGAGAUAAUUUAGAAAAAAGACGUCAAGCGUACACAAUUCGUAAUAUGGGUCUUCUUGCAACAGAUAUAAACUAUAUCAAGAUAUUCAGGUUGAGUGAAGAACUAAUUGCACAAUUAGAAGAAGAUAUUUCCCCAUUUUUAACACCGGCAAAACGUCGAGGAGGAAUUAGCAACCGAAAUAAGAUUUUAUGUACUCUCGCAUUUUUUGCCAGUGGGAGUUACCAAAAAAUACUAGGCGAAAAUGUAAGGACCUAUAUCUCCCAAGCAUCUGCCUCGAGGGCUAUUAGAACCGUAGUAGAUGCCAUCAACCAGCCAGAUAUUAUUAAAAAGUACAUAAGAUUUCCUGUAAACGCAAGUGAAAGGGAAAUUCUUAAACAAAAAUUUUAUGAAAAGUUCAAAAUUCCUGGGACCAUUGGUUGUAUUGAUGGUACUUUGAUAUCAAUGGUGCGGCCCAAAGAACAUGAAGAACGAUUUUACUGCAGAAAAGGGUAUCAUGCUCGAAAUGCUGUAAUUAUAAAUGAUCCUGACUUAAAUAUAAUGCAUGUGGAUGUAACUUUUGGAGGGGCAACUCAUGACAGCUUUAUAUUUAAUAAUUCAUAUAUAAAAACGCAUUUGGAGCAGCUGAACAAUACAGGAGAAACAGUGUACCUGCUUGGGGACUCAGGUUUUCCUCUCAGGCCAUACAUGAUGAUCCCUUGCAGUAACCCUGAGCCUGGAUCGAGGGAAGAAUUGUAUAAUAACCUGCAUGCAAGUGCUAGAAAUACUGCAGAACGAACCAUUGGCAUACUUAAAGGCCGCUUUAGGUGUCUUUUAGUUCAUCGUGUUCUGCACUAUGAUCCUGAGAUGGUGGGGAAAAUAAUAAAAGCAUGUUGUGUACUACACAACAUAUGUAAUCGAGCUGGAGUACCUCCAGUAGAAUUACCAAGUUAUCUACAAAGACAAGAAGAUACUUUUCUCCAGAUAUUACAACAAGGAAGCCAGAACUCCAUUAGUGAUUUAGACAGUGGACGCCUUGCUAGAAGUCGCCUAAUUAAUAGACUGUGGCGCGGGCAAAAUAGGCAACAAUAAAACUAAAAAUACUAACAAUAGAGUUAAGAUAUUACUAAAUUAGAUUAAGAUACAGUUUGUUUAUUAAAAAUUAUAGUAGGUAUCUAUGUUUAUCUAUUGAUGUAUUAUUUAUCAUAAAAUAAAGCAAGUUAAAGGUUU
Messenger RNA from Spodoptera frugiperda (fall armyworm), 1577 nucleotides. RefSeq names its product putative nuclease HARBI1. NCBI's taxonomy places the organism in Eukaryota, Metazoa, Arthropoda, Insecta, Lepidoptera, Noctuidae. The coding region runs from base 321 to 1439 and encodes 372 amino acids. The transcript has 6 exons. The record is from RefSeq and is a predicted model, not a curated record.